AUGGGUUGCUGUGGCUGUGGUGGCUGUGGUGGCGGCUGUGGAGGCUGCGGUGGUGGCUGUGGAGGCUGCAGUGGCUGUGGUGGCUGCGGUGGCUGCGGUGGCUGCGGUGGCUGUGGUGGCUGCGGUGGCUGUGGUGGCUGUUGUACCACAUGUACCUGCCGCCGAGUGGGCUGCUGCUCUGCCUGCUGCCCCUGCUGCUGUGGCUGCUGUGGGGGUUGCUGUAGCCCCACAGUUGUCUGCUGCCGCCGCACCUGCUGCUGUAGAUCUUGUGGCUGUGGCUCCUGUGGCUGUGGCAAGGGCUGUGGCUGUGGCAAGGGCUGCUGCCAACAGAAAUGCUGCCAACAGAGCUGCUGCUGUAAGAAGCAAUGCUGCUGCUAAAGGGGAAGAGCCUGGUCUUUGGAAGGACCAGCUGAGGAUAUACAUGAAGCAUGAAGGUAAGACUUUCUUCUUUUGUCCAUUAUCUGCUCCUCUCUGACAUAAAUGUAAUCACUUUUGACAUACCUUUUGCAAUUUUUUACCUUCUUUUACUAUUUGUUUAUAAGAGAGUAGAUUUUGUGAUGAGCUGUGUAAGAGGAUAAGCCUUGAGACCAAUUUUAAGAGAAGACAAGCAAAAAAAAAUGUUUUUGAUUAGAAUUGAACAAAAUGAUAUGAUUUCUAAUAUUCUAACAUACAACCCAUUUAGAUUCUACUAUGAUAUGUCUGUUCUUUUGGGUAUACUUUAUAAUUAAAAAAUUAUUUUUUGUUCAUUGCUAACGUGCACUAAUAGAUACAAGAAAACCUGUUUUACAAAUCCCUCAAUAAAUGAAAUUAAA
Messenger RNA from Monodelphis domestica (gray short-tailed opossum), 812 nucleotides. Lineage: Eukaryota; Metazoa; Chordata; Mammalia; Didelphimorphia; Didelphidae. The record is from RefSeq and is a predicted model, not a curated record.